AUGAUAAACCGUGCUCCUGAGUACCCGAUGCCUAAUUGCGAACCAGUCCAGAAAGUGCAUUGCCCUCAGGCGGCUCCAGGACAACGGCUUCUUCUCGACGGUCUCUACACCGACGUGCUUUCCGUCAUCAUCGACUGGAUUUGCGCUGAAAAGGAGGCCAGCCACAGCUACAGCGUAACACGGGCAAACCAUGGUUUCCGCAAGAAAGGAGGUACUUUGUUCUGUCUCUCGUUGGUAAACAAACGCAUGCGGUCACUAUGUAUUUCGAAGCUGUUUGAAAAGGUGUUCCGCUACACCGCCUCAAUGGGAGAGCUCAAUCGUCGUCUGCGGGACAUUGAAGGCAACCCGCUUCUUCCGUCGCUUCCUAGUGUUUUGAGGGCCAUCAAAGUCUGCGAUAUUGUCACCACGUCUCGCGGCAAGAACACGCGGUGCCGAACUCGACUAGCAAGGACACUCCCGAAAAUGGAGUGCCUCACUGAGCUCUCCAUUACCCACCGAAAAGACGUUGACAUAUCUGGUCUUUCAGCGACGUUUGACCGCAAGUCUGUUUGCCUGGAGUCAGUGAAGCGGCUGCGCAUCUUGUCGAAUGGUAGCUGGGACUUCUUGAUCCGCGCGUGUCCGAAUGUCAAGACCCUGGGCUUGGGGUUCAACCUCGGCCAUGACGAUAUCAUGGAAGCUGCGCAAGACCUGAAGCACCUCAAGCAUUUGGAAAUAUGCUGCCACGCAUGGGACGUUGCUGGCAUCAACAGGCUGCGCUCCUUCGUGCCAAAAAUCCAGAGUCUGGUUAUGAGAGGUGCCCUUGAUCCACACCAACAUGCUAGCGACUUCGCCAUUGCUUUGAACCAUUUCGAACACCUCCGCGACAUUGCAAUAACGACGUUGUGCCACGUCAGUGACGAGGACUUGGAAUCCCAGUUUUCCGACGACGACUCCGGCACGGACAGCAUCAUCGCGCUGCUAGAAAUAGGCGUCGCGAAUUUCGAAGAUGAGAGCCUGGUGAGAGACGAGUUUUACGAGCACUGGUCCCACAUGCGCUGUCUCUACAUAGUGGACGACAAGGCAAGGCGCCAGCCACACGAGCCAGGUGAAAAACCGUUCUGGUAUCCCGACGACGAGACGAUAACUGGCGAAGACGCCGUUUUCGGCGUCGAAAAGCUCUCUUACGACCGCGAGGGCUUUCUCGACUUGUUCUCGUUUCCGAGACCAGUGUCUUAUUGCGAUGAGGCUUAUGAUCCGCCGUUUUACAGGCCCAUGUCCCGCCACGAGCGGGAAGACAAGGAAAAGCGCCGGUACACGUCUGUCAAGAUACGCGCGUCUCAUUUGGAUCUAUGGGACUGA
Messenger RNA from Exserohilum turcica Et28A, 1338 nucleotides. RefSeq lists its product as uncharacterized. Bases 1 to 1338 code for a protein of 445 amino acids. The record is from RefSeq and is a predicted model, not a curated record. The transcript is spliced from 4 exons. Lineage: Eukaryota; Fungi; Ascomycota; Dothideomycetes; Pleosporales; Pleosporaceae.